AAUGCACUCUUUGCUAUCACCCCUCCCCUCGGUGGUAAAAAAGAACAACAAGGAAGCGGCAGAGAGCGUUUGUUUUGUGUUUUGUCUCAUAAAGAUCCCGUACACGGCUCUUUCUUUCGGUUUUAGCUUUCAGUCUAUAUGUAAUGGUGUCGGUCCCAGUGUAAGUGACACAGUGGACCGCUGCUGUUUGAACCACUGGCUUCAGAGGAAGAAGAAUGGCAGACGAAGCUCCGUUCCAGUUUUUACAUAACGAACUGAUACAAUACAUUUCCAAGUCAGCUCAAAACGGAGAGACUGAGAAUGGUAGAAAUAUCACCAAACUGGAGACUAUGGGAUUUAGAGUCGGCCAAGGACUAAUAGAGAGACUGACCAAAGACACUACACGGUUCAAAGACGAGCUGGACAUCAUGAAGUUCAUCUGUAAAGACUUUUGGACCUGUUUGUUCAAGAAGCAAAUUGACAACCUUCGAACCAAUCAUCAGGGCAUCUAUGUUCUCCAGGACAACAAGUUCCGAUUACUAAGUCAGCUGUCAGCUGGUAAACAGUACCUGGAACACGCCCCUAAGUAUCUGGCCUUCACCUGUGGUCUGGUGAGAGGAGCUCUGUCCAACUUGGGAGUGAAGAGUAUUGUGACUGCUGAGGUUUCUGUCAUGCCUGCAUGUAAAUUCCAGGUCAUGAUCCAGAAAAUGUAGCGACUAGCAGAGGCCACACACGCUCAAAUCUCUCUUUUGCUUUCAUUUUGCCUUGAGUUUUUAUCAUUAAAGGGAAAUACCACCCAUCUUCAUCAGUAAAAUUACUUCUUUUUUCAUUUUGGAGAUUACAGUGAUGAUUAACAAAGUUUUGUCUACACUUCCAACGUCCAGAGCUCCAUUUUCUGAUAAGAGGAAUGGUUUUUCCUGCUGACAAACUGUCAUUAUUAUUAUUAUUAUUAUUACUACUACAACACUUUCCAAUGCCAUGAUUAUUAUUUUUGAGAAUUAUUAUAUAGUAAUAAUAUUUUUUCAUAUAAAGUAAUGUUUCUCACUAAAUGAAUGUGUGAUUGUGUUUUUUCAUUAUGGAAGUGCUUUGUUUCCCCCUUGUGGUUCACACGUAAACUUCAAAAUGGCAGUCUGAAUUGAUGAUCAGUAUAUAAACUGUUAAGCAAUUAAAAAUAACUUUGAUAUUGAAACAUACCAAGAUAGUUAUCAAUAAUCUUGUUAGGAUUUAUCAUUUUUUUAAUACAUGCAUAUUGCCUACUAGUUAAUCUAUGAUCAUUAGAGUUUAAGUGUAUUUCAGAAACCUGUUACAUGUGUAAGCAAUUCAUAAAAUGACAAAAUAACAAAAUACAGGCCUAAAAUAAACAAAGAAAGAAAGAGAGAAAAAUUUGGAAAUUGGACCCGCCUGAACAGCAUAGAUAACACAACUCCACUUUACAAUUCAGUGAGCAAAUGCGCUUAGAGAAAAAAGAAUAGUAUCCGAAGACAUGCCAAAAUCUAAUUUGAUAAACAGAUGAGUAAAUGAAUGAAUAAAGAGAUUUGUCUUUGAUCGCAGUGCUCUUCAUAGGAUAAAGACACUGUAGCACUGAUAAUGAUCAGAAAUCCAGUUGAAGCAUGAAAAUGCCUAAACAGUCUGUACAAUAUUGUCGAUGAAUUUUGUUUUUAUUAAAGUUGUUUAUUUCAACUUGGACUCCAGGUUGAACCAG
Messenger RNA from Xiphias gladius (swordfish), 1681 nucleotides. RefSeq names its product trafficking protein particle complex subunit 6B (gene trappc6b). Lineage: Eukaryota; Metazoa; Chordata; Actinopteri; Istiophoriformes; Xiphiidae. Bases 216 to 692 code for a protein of 158 amino acids. Gene Ontology annotation, cellular component: trans-Golgi network; cis-Golgi network; TRAPP complex. Gene Ontology annotation, biological process: endoplasmic reticulum to Golgi vesicle-mediated transport; regulation of GTPase activity. The record is from RefSeq and is a predicted model, not a curated record. The transcript has 6 exons.